AACCCACCCCCACAUAAAAAUAAUAAUACCCAGCUGUCUCCUUCUCCGACCACCACUCCUUCCUUCUCCGCCAUCGGAGGCGCCAGUUUCCCGGCCUUACAAUGGCCGCUGCCGCCGUCCUCCUCCUCCUCCUCCUCCUCCUCCCCCCUCUCUCCCUCUCCCUCUCCACCUCCGAAGCCCUUCUCAAUCUCAAACAAUCCUUCGCCCCCAACGAUAACCUCAACUUGUGGACUCCCGAUUCCUCCCCCUGCAAAGGCGGCUGGCCAGGAGUCGUCUGCGACAACUUCGGCAUUGUCACCGGCAUCCACUUAACCGGAAUGAACCUCUCCGGGAAGAUCGACGUCGACGCUCUCUAUGGUCUUUCCUCCCUCCGCACCAUCAGCUUCGUCAAUAACUCCUUCUCCGGUCCCAUCCCCGGAUUUAACCGUCUCGGCGCCUUGAAGUCUCUGCUCUUGAGCGGCAAUAAAUUUUCCGGUGAAAUCCCUGCCGAUUACUUCCAAACCAUGACGUCCUUGAAGAAACUCUGGCUCUCCGACAACAGUUUUGCUGGCGAAAUCCCGCCGUCAGUCGGGAAACUCCCCCAUCUCAUGGAACUCCACCUCGAGAACAAUCAAUUCUCGGGAAAGAUUCCCCAGAUCGGACAAAAGACCAUAACUUCUCUGAAUUUGUCGAACAAUAGAUUAGAAGGGGAGAUUCCGGAGAGUUUGAAGAAAUUCAAUGCGUCGUUGUUUCAGGAGAAUGACGGGCUCUGCGGGCCACCGUUGAACAGAGAGUGCAACCCUCGGGGGAAAUUACCGCUGGCGUCGCCGCCCUCUGAUAAAAAAGGCUCAAAAUCAAAAAUAGUGGUCGUUUUCAUCGUGGCGGGAGCUCUGAUGAUCGUUAUAUUUGGGUUCUGGGCGCUUCUUGCCAGGAAACACAACGAGGAAAAAUUCAACAUUUUGGAGAAAGAGAGCCUCCGGCGCGAGGCACUGGAGGUGCGGGUGGCUCCGCCGUCGGGGUCGACACGGCGCGGCGGGGAGUCCAACCGGCGGGGAGGGGACUCGAGCCGCAGCAGGGGAUCCCAUCAAGGGAAGAAUAACAACAGUGGUGUGGAUUUAGUGAUAAUAAACGAGGAAAGGGGGGUGUUUGGAUUGACGGACCUGAUGAAAGCGGCGGCGGAGGUGCUGGGGAAUGGGGGGCUGGGGUCAGCGUACAAGGCGGUGAUGGGGAAUGGGGUGGCGGUCGUGGUGAAGCGGCUGAGGGAGAUGAAUCGGUUGGGGAGGGAGGGCUUCGACGCGGAGAUCCGCCGCAUCGGGAGGCUCCGCCACCGGAAUGUUUUGACGCCAUUGGCUUACCAUUACCGGAAGGAGGAGAAGCUGUUGGUGUCGGAGUACGUUCCUAAAGGGAGCUUGUUGUACGUCUUGCAUGGUGACCGGGGGAUUUGUCACGCCGAGCUCAACUGGCCGACGCGACUGAAGAUCGUGCAGGGCAUUGCCCGCGGAAUGGGAUUCCUGCACUUUGAGUUUGCGUCGCUAGAUCUCCCCCACGGCAACCUCAAGUCCUGCAACGUCCUCCUCAACGCCGACUACGAGCCCCUCCUCACCGACUAUGCCUUCCACACUCUCCUCAACCCCGCCCAAGCCUCCAACGCCUUGUUCGCCUUCCGCACUCCUGAGGCCGCCCACCUCCGCACCACCGACGACAAACAAGCCCCCAUCGUCUCCCCUAAAAGCGACGUCUACUGCCUCGGCAUCAUCGUCCUCGAGAUUGUCAGCGGAAAGUUCCCCUCCCAGUACCUUAGCACCGGCAACGGCGGCACCGACGUGGUGCAAUGGGCCCAUUCUGCGAUCCUUGAACAGAGGGAGUCGGAGUUCAUCGACCCCGAGAUUGCGAGCGCUGCCGGCGGCGAGUCGUUGGAUCACAUGGAGCGGCUCCUCCGCAUUGGCGCAGCCUGCACGGAGAGUGACCCUAAUAAGCGAGUCGACAUGAAAGAAGCUCUUAGGAGGAUAGAAGAGGUGAGGGUGUGAUAUAUGUUGAUGCGGCUGAUUAACUCAGGAGUGGAUCUGUAGGUGAGGUUGAGUAUGCAUACAUAUAUAUAUUUUUUUUAUAUAUGUUUGUGAUCAUCAGUA
Messenger RNA from Malania oleifera, 2108 nucleotides. Its product is annotated as pollen receptor-like kinase 3. Gene Ontology annotation, molecular function: protein kinase activity; protein binding; ATP binding. The coding region runs from base 102 to 2006 and encodes 634 amino acids. The transcript is spliced from 2 exons. Lineage: Eukaryota; Viridiplantae; Streptophyta; Magnoliopsida; Santalales; Ximeniaceae. Gene Ontology annotation, biological process: protein phosphorylation. The record is from RefSeq and is a predicted model, not a curated record.